Molecule: messenger RNA, 966 nt
Organism: Cyprinodon variegatus (sheepshead minnow)
Lineage: Eukaryota; Metazoa; Chordata; Actinopteri; Cyprinodontiformes; Cyprinodontidae
Product: trace amine-associated receptor 1-like
Exons: 1
Coding region: 1-966 (321 amino acids)
Biological process (GO): chemical synaptic transmission; cell surface receptor signaling pathway; G protein-coupled receptor signaling pathway, coupled to cyclic nucleotide second messenger
Cellular component (GO): membrane; dendrite
Molecular function (GO): neurotransmitter receptor activity; G protein-coupled serotonin receptor activity
Source: RefSeq, a predicted model, not a curated record
AUGAAUGACACUUUGACUGAAUUCAACACUUGUUUUGAGAUGAAACAUUUGAAUUAUAAACCAAGCACCUCUUAUCCACCUCUAUGUGUAAUAUUAUACGGUUUCCUAACUUUCUUGUCUCUUGUCACCAUGUGUGGAAACUUCCUUGUAAUACUGUCAGUCAUUUACUUUAAACAGAUGCACACUCCUACUAACACUCUCAUUCUGUCCCUGGCUGUGGCUGACAUGUUGGUUGGCAUGUUUGCUUUCCCUCUCAGGAUGUUUUAUUCUCUCAGUGCGUGUAUGUAUGAUGUCGGUAUAUUUUGUAAGAUAAGGGACAGCUUUGAUAUAUUGUUCAGCCUAUGCUCUAUCAUGCACCUGUGCUGCAUUUCUGUGGACAGAUAUCACGCAGUGUGUCAGCCUUUAACAUAUAAAUCUAAAAUCAAUGGCCGGGUUGUCUUCAUCAUGAUCGCUGUGAGCUGGGGUGUUUCUGUGUUCGUUGCUAUCACUGUUGUACAAACUAGAUCUACCAAUGAUGACUGUCAGGACAUGUGCUUUAUUGACGUUAUCAUGGCAAACAUUGUUGCACCUUUGCUGUCAUUUUACCUUCCUAUUCUCAUAAUGCUUUGCAUUUACCUGAAGAUAUUUGUUGUUGCACAGAGACAGGUACGAAGCAUCCAAGCAAAGAUGAAGCCUGGAGCAACUGUCAGUAAGAUGGAGAGAAAAGCCACCAAAACUCUGGCUAUUGUUUUAGGAGUUUUUGUGUUUUGCUGGGCUCCUUUCUUUCUUUUCCUAACUUUUAGAACUGUUGGAAAUAAUCCAGCACCCGUUCAUGUGAUUGAAACAGUGGCUUGGCUUGGACUGUCAAACUCUACUCUGAAUCCUUUUAUCUAUGGUUUCUUUUAUAGCUGGUUCAGAUCAGCCUUUAAAAUUAUUGUUUCUGGGAAAAUCCUAAAAGGGCACUAUAUUAACCUGAAGUUGCAUUGA